Molecule: messenger RNA, 213 nt
Organism: Protopolystoma xenopodis
Lineage: Eukaryota; Metazoa; Platyhelminthes; Monogenea; Polystomatidea; Polystomatidae
Source: the annotation of a GenBank genome assembly
AUGGUUGGCUUCAAGCCCGCUGGCGGCCUGCGUACCUGGAAGGAUGCUCUUGCAUUUUCCAGCCUGGUAUUUAUGAAGCUUGGUCCGGAUUGGAUGGUUCCCGAGCUUUACCGCAUUGGAGCCAGUUCCCUUCUCAAUAGUAUAGAGUCUCGUCUCUUCAGUCUGCUUAACAAUGGUAGAGAUCCUGCCGCUCAUCAACUUUCCUUUUUAUAG